Messenger RNA from Brassicogethes aeneus, 552 nucleotides. Lineage: Eukaryota; Metazoa; Arthropoda; Insecta; Coleoptera; Nitidulidae. The record is from the annotation of a GenBank genome assembly.
AUGGACGAUAUAAAUUUUGCAGCACAUUGCUUGCUGGAAAUGUCUCAUCGAAGAGUUAUGGAUCCUGUUGCUAGAGAUUCGUAUACUCCACCAGGUCCGGCUGUAAUUGUAGAGCAGGUUCCUGUGGUACCUCCGAAUUACAUCAAAGACGAACCCGAAUCCUACAUGGUGGCCCGGAUUCUCACCGAUUUAACCCGCCUCAAACAGGAAAUACCGGAAAAUACAUCCGAUAACGAGGAAGCCCUUACAAUCGAUGAAGGACCCGAUGAUGACAGUGACACCCAUAUUGCACCACCACCAAUCACUAAACCAAGAUCUCGACAUUCCCGAAAGGUUGAAACUCGCGUGGAUGAUGUUCCGGUUCAGAAUCCGCUUCCGUUAAGACCGCCGCUAACAAGAACCCAGAAUUCGGUUCCAGUUAAACCUGCUCCGCCCGUCAAAAAAACUCAUCGGUGUUCUUACGAAGGAUGCACCAAGGUCUACGGAAAGAGCUCGCAUCUAAAAGCUCAUCUCCGAACACAUACAGGUGGGUGGGCGGAUUUGCAUAUUUAA